AUGGACGCGCCAGUAUAUUAUUCCAAGGCCGAAUUCAUCGAAACUGACACAGGAAACAAAGUCUCUCGAAGAGCCACCAUAGCUGGACCUCAGAAUAUCAUUCUCGGAGGAAAGACUAUCAUUUCCAGCGGCGCAAUCAUCCGGGGAGAUCUUCGCAGAACAGGUCCUGGUCAUGCCGUCGUCAUUUCCCUUGGGAGGUACUGCCUCGUUGGCGAGGGUUGCGUGAUGAGGCCACCAUACAAGACGUAUCGCGGAAAUUUCAAUUACUACCCAAUGAAAAUUGGGGACUAUGUUCAUAUUGGUGCCAACAGCGUGGUCGAAGCAGCGACGAUUGGGAAUCAUGUUGUCAUUGGGAAGAAUUGUGUUAUUGGAAAGUUUACGAUUAUCAAAGAUUGCGCGCAGGUCGCAGACAAUACUGUCAUUCCUCCCAACACUGUUAUUCCAGCUCUGGCACUGUUUGCUGGCUCGCCAGGUCGCUUUGUCGAAGACCUACCAGAGUCGACACAAGAAAUGGUUGAAUCCCAGACAAAACAGUACUACAGUCGUUUCCAACCUUUAGAUCGAUGA
Messenger RNA from Suillus bovinus, 567 nucleotides. RefSeq names its product dynactin, subunit p25. The record is from RefSeq and is a predicted model, not a curated record. The transcript is spliced from 5 exons. The coding region runs from base 1 to 567 and encodes 188 amino acids. Lineage: Eukaryota; Fungi; Basidiomycota; Agaricomycetes; Boletales; Suillaceae.